Angiostrongylus costaricensis is the source of this 579-nucleotide messenger RNA. The record is from the annotation of a GenBank genome assembly. NCBI's taxonomy places the organism in Eukaryota, Metazoa, Nematoda, Chromadorea, Rhabditida, Metastrongylidae.
AUGAAGAAACCAAUGAUGGAGAAAUUGCGCCGAAAGCGAAUCAACGAUUCGCUUCUUUAUCUCAAAGAGUUCCUCCUCAACGUCUCACCGCAGCAAAGUUCGAAGCUGGAGAAGGCGGAUAUCUUGGAGUGGACGGUGCGAUACCUUGAAGAACAACGCGGAAACACCUCGGCAGCUAGCGAUGCGGCUGCUGUGUACCGAAGUGGUCGCGAAGAAGGAUUCGCACGUGGAUUCGCACAUGCUUCUCAAGCUGUUUUCUCGUACUUACAAAUCGCCAUGCCGCACGACUUUAAUCCUCAAGCACAGCAAUUCCAUCUCGGACUAGUGCAUCAUCUAAAUACUGCAUUGCCAUCAAGGUCCGGAUUAUCGACAUUAUCUCGUAUUCCCGAGCAACUUAAAUGGGCACCAGGCACACCGCCAGCAUCCGACACGUCGUCGAGCGAGUCACCUGAGCCGACAGAAAUGCCAGCGCAAGCGGGCCGAUCCAAAAAACCACCUGACAGGUCCAUACCUCUCCCAGAGAAAGGAGAUCACUGUCACGAGCCACCGUCGAAAAAGGUCUGGCAACCGUGGCAAUGA